AUGUGCUGGAUCUCCAAGUCCUUUGUGUUCCAGGUCCUCGCUCCGGCCACCCUUCGCUCCUCUCCCAACACCAUGUGCUCCACUGGAUGCUGUUCCACGGGUUGCUGCUCUGUCGUGAAGAGCAAGACCGUGUGCUGCACCCCGUGCAAGACAGUGUGCUGCAGCCCCUGCAAGACUGUCUGCUGCAGCCCCUGCAAGACCACUGUGUGCUGUGACCCGUGCCAGAAGCCCUGCUGUGAUCCAUGCCAGAAGCCUUGCUGUGACCCGUGCCAGACUGUGUGCUGUGAUCCAUGCCAGAAGCCUUGCUGUGACCCGUGCCAGACUGUGUGCUGUGACCCGUGCCAGAAGCCCUGCUGUGAUCCAUGCCAGAAGCCCUGCUGUGACCCGUGCCAAACUGUCUGCUGUGACCCGUGCCAGAAGCCAUGCUGUGACCCGUGCCAGAAGCCCUGCUGUGACCCGUGCAAGACUGUCUGCUGUGAUCCAUGCCAGAAGCCCUGCUGUGACCCGUGCCAAACUGUCUGCUGUGACCCGUGCCAGAAACCUUGCUGUGAUCCAUGCCAGUCCUGCUGUGACCCGUGCCAGAAGCCCUGCUGUGACCCGUGCAAGACUAAGCCUUGCUGUGACCCGUGCCAGUCCUGCUGUGACCCGUGCCAGCAGUCCGUGUGCUGCACCAAGGUGUGCCAGAAGUCGGUGUGCUGCGUGCCCCGGCCCUGCUGCUGCCCCUGUGGGUCUCUGUCCUGCUGCUCGUACGUGGUGAAGAAGCCUGUGGUGGUUUGCUGCACCCCCGUGAGGAGGUGCUGCACCCCCUGCAUCCCCAUCCAGCAGUGCUGCAUCAAGAAGAGCUGCUGA
Molecule: messenger RNA, 849 nt
Organism: Oenanthe melanoleuca
Lineage: Eukaryota; Metazoa; Chordata; Aves; Passeriformes; Muscicapidae
Product: keratin-associated protein 4-9-like
Exons: 3
Coding region: 1-849 (282 amino acids)
Source: RefSeq, a predicted model, not a curated record